AUGCAGCUGAGGAUCGUUCUGCUUUACAUAUGGAUGGUCAACAACGUAAACCCUGAAGAGAAGGCACCACCUCCGGGUCCAGCUACAGUUGUUAAUGAGAGGACAAAGCGUAAAGAUGUCAAAGUUACGGAGCCACCGAAGGAGUUGGGCGGUUUUCUGCCGGUGCUUGCUAGAUCAGAGGGUGUUCCCAAUUUCGCUCAAUAUGAUAAUCAAUUUACGUCAUUGUAUCCGAUGCAGUGCGGUGCAAACGUAAAACCACUCACCACUACCGAUGCGCAUGCUAGGUGA
Messenger RNA from Haemonchus placei, 288 nucleotides. Lineage: Eukaryota; Metazoa; Nematoda; Chromadorea; Rhabditida; Trichostrongylidae. The record is from the annotation of a GenBank genome assembly.